Messenger RNA from Platichthys flesus (European flounder), 2234 nucleotides. It is a transcript of the gene cirsr, whose product is annotated as corepressor interacting with RBPJ, CIR1. The transcript is spliced from 10 exons. The coding region runs from base 125 to 1729 and encodes 534 amino acids. Gene Ontology annotation, molecular function: transcription corepressor activity. Gene Ontology annotation, biological process: negative regulation of DNA-templated transcription. Gene Ontology annotation, cellular component: nucleus. The record is from RefSeq and is a predicted model, not a curated record. NCBI's taxonomy places the organism in Eukaryota, Metazoa, Chordata, Actinopteri, Pleuronectiformes, Pleuronectidae.
CAUGUUUGUUUACAAGCGGUUGAAGCUGCGCUAGCGUCUCUGUUAGCUCAAGUUAACUCCACGUUCUUUCUUCAGAAAACGUUACAGGCUUUGAUUCACUGUCUGCGACCAUAACCGUUCCAUCAUGGGGAAGUCGUUUGCCAAUUUCAUGUGCAAGAAGGAUUUCCACCCUGCAUCGAAGUCAAAUAUCAAGAAGGUAUGGAUAGCAGAGCAGAAAAUAACUUUCGACCAGAAAAAGCAAGAAGAUCUUAUGCAGGCGUACCUGAAAGAGCAGGACGUGUACGACAACAGGGUGUUGAUGGGUGAUGAUCGUGUUAAAAAUGGCCUAAAUUUCAUGUAUGAAGCUCCACCUGGAGCAUCCAAAGAGGAAACAAAAGAGGACGGAGAACAGGAGUAUAAAUUUGAGUGGCAGAAGGGUGCUCCUCGAGAGAAAUAUGCAAAGGAUGACAUGACUAUUAGAGAUCAGCCGUUUGGAAUCCAGGUGCGCAAUGUGAGAUGCAUCAAAUGUCACAAAUGGGGCCACGUGAACACAGACAGAGAGUGUCCUCUGUAUGGACUGUCUGGUAUCAGCGCCACUUCUGUGGCCACAGAGGAGGUAGCAGGUCCGUCGAUGCACCCCUCAGAGUUAAUGGCGGAGAUGCGAAACAGUGGGUUUGCCCUGAAGAAAUGUGUCCUUGAUAGGAAUUCUACGUUUUGUGAUCCAUCACAGGAUUAUGUUGCCAGUGAUGAAGAGGAUGAUCCUGAGGUGGAAUUUCUGAAGUCAUUAUCGUCCAAGGAAAAACAGAAGCUCCUCAGAAAACUUGAUCGUCUGGAUGAGAAGAAAAAGAAAAAGAAGAGCAAAAAGCAGAAGAAGAAAAGCAAAAGAAAGCAAAAGAAAAAGCAUGAAAGUAGCAGUGACUCCUCCAGCAGCAGUGAUAGUGACUCAGAUUCAGACGACCACGGCAAGCUCAAGAGCAAAAAGCAGAAGAAGAAAAGCAAAAGAAAGCAAAAGAAGAAGCAGGAAAGUAGCAGUGACUCCUCCAGCAGCAGUGAUAGUGACUCAGAUUCAGACAGCCACGGCAAGCUCAAGAGCAAAAAGCAGAAGAAGAAAAGCAAAAGAAAGCAAAAGAAGAAGCAGGAAAGUAGCAGUGACUCCUCCAGCAGCAGCAGCAGUGAUAGUGACUCAGAUUCAGACGACCACGGCAAGCUCAAGAGCCAAAAGCGAAAGGAGAACAAGAAAAAGGAUUCCUGUCGGGAGAAGAGCUCCAAGAGUGAGCAACAAGUCAAGAGUGAGAGAAAGGCCUCCUCCUCUCACAGGAGCAGGUCACAGAGCCCUCACGCCGGACAGCCGAGGCCUGAAGAGGAGCCGCAAAAUUACAGACAAACGCGAACAGAGAGGGGAAGGAGUAGGAGUCGAGAUCGCAGCCCGGAGAACAAGAUCAAGUCGGAGGGAGGUCAAGAGAGACAGAGGCGCACCAGCGGGGACAGGCAGACGCCCGGCAACUCCAAGUCUGGUUUGGAGGAAAGUCUGAGCCGCGACAGAGGCAGGGAGGAGAGAGGUACAGACAGGCGUCGCAGCGGAGAUGGAGAGAGGAACAGAAGUGGCACAGAUGGAAGGAGAGGCAGAACAGCAGAUGGGAGGAGCAGGAGCAGGGAAGGAGGUAGAGGAAGGGGCGGCAGGGGAAGGAGUAGAAGUAGGAGCAGGGAGAGAAAAGAGAGGAGCCAAGACCGAGAUAAAAGAAAGCGCUGACUGUUGUUUUUAAAUGACUUUUCUUUUCCCCAAAACAAUUACAAUGAACAUGUAAUGUGAAAGAAUUUAGUUUUUUGUUUUUUUUUAUCACUUUAGUAGUAUUGAGAUGUAAGUAAAAGUAAAUCUUCAGGUUUUCAAACAGACUCACUCUAUUGAAAUUCGAAUUGCAGCUAUUGUGAACGAGUCUCGUUUUCCUCCAGUAGAGGGAAGCAGUUGACAGUAAAUAUGUGGAUGCAGCUCAUUGCGCUCUGUGUUGUCUCGCGCCAUAUGAAAGGGUCUAAAUUAACUGAUAACCAUUGGAAGCAAUUUGCAGCCGUGAUCUGUUGAUGGGAACACGUUGGACUCGUUUUCAUGGUCAGUUGGCCACGAGACGGACUAUUUCUGUUGCUGCAGUUUUUAGUCCUCACUUCAUUGUGUCUUUUUUGGGAGGGAAUUAUCGCCACUGUAAAAACGCCUGAAAACCUUUUUUAUUUUUUAUUUUGUGAUUAAAUGUGUAAUCCUCUCA